UCUUUUUUUUUAACGUUGACCGGUUCUUGCAACAUUAUGAACCAUUCGUUAGCACAAUGAUAUUUAGCUUAGCAGGCUUUUGAUCGCAUUUGAAACAAGCAAAGCGACCUGAAACAAUGUUAUUAAAUGCGAGGAUUUUACUUCUUGUGGGCAUCGCAAGCUGUGCUCAUUUCAUACCGUACGAGUCCAACGCGAUACCCUCAGGUUACUACUGGAGAGAGUACGACGGAACAAUACCAACCGAUGCGGUCCCCGGCGGAAGUGACAAGGACGGGAAUCUCACUUACGUUGGCCAGAUCUACAUGAAAGACUAUGGACUGUUGCCGGCCACCAUAACUCGAGGAUCUACUGUUGCAGUCUCAUCCUCGCAGGGCAUAACGGUACAGACAGAGAAAGAUGUCAAGAUACUGUGCAGCAUGGAACAGUACAUGUUUAAGUGGAUAGUGACCAAGACUGGAGAGGAGCACUUGUUUACGGUCGACUGUCCAUUGGUAAAAGGCGGUUCGGAAACAAAUCAAACCAUACACAUCGGACGGGUAAUGUACGAAGGAGCGACUAUAAUCGGAAGAGUUUUCAGUUACUGGGAGAUUCACAAAGGAUUGUGGAUACCGUACAAUGGACAACAGAAGAACUUUAAUUCUUACGAAAUAUUAACCUUCAAUUGUCAGAGAUAUUUUAUUGCUAAUAAAUAGUGCAUUUUUUGCGUCGUGUGGGUUUGCCGUAAAUAAAACCGACUACUUACGAUAGUUAUGCACGCUUAAAAUUA
Messenger RNA from Photinus pyralis (common eastern firefly), 766 nucleotides. RefSeq lists its product as uncharacterized. The record is from RefSeq and is a predicted model, not a curated record. The transcript is spliced from 3 exons. Lineage: Eukaryota; Metazoa; Arthropoda; Insecta; Coleoptera; Lampyridae. The coding region runs from base 117 to 692 and encodes 191 amino acids.